CGCGAAACGUCGUCGUACGUCGUUUUUGUCGUAUCGUUUGGCAUUAUCUUUCGGAAUUCUUUUUAGAAUCUUUGCCCAAGUUGAAACGACGUGUAAAAGUGUGCUUUAAUAAGAUUACAAAAGGAAUCAAGCUCCUGCCCAAGAUGUCGCCAACGAAGCAACAAGAGGCAGAAUCCAGUAGCGAUCAUGAUCCCCAGGUGGUGGUCACACCUGCUGAGGCCACACACAGUAAACGACAAAAUCGCGGUCUAUGGCGUGAUCUAACCGCCUAUUGGAUUCUCGGUCUUUGUAAUAACUAUGGCUAUGUGGUAAUGCUUAGUGCUGCCCAUGAUAUAAUCAAGCAAUUCAAUCCGACAGACGAAACGGAGGAAGCCACAGGACGAGGCUGCCAUUUGGUCUCAACGGGUGCCAUUCUGUUGGCUGAUGUUUUGCCCUCAUUGUUUGUAAAAAUGCUGAUGCCUUUUUUCCCGUUUUGGGUCAACUUUCGUAUAUCCAUUGCUGUGGCAUUUUCAGCAGCUGGAUUUCUACUUGUGGGCUUUGCCAAUGCCGAAUGGAUGGCUCUGUUGGGUGUGAUAAUUACCUCAGCCAGCAGUGGCAUCGGAGAAACUACCUUCUUGGCCUAUUCCUCAAGAUAUAACAAGAAUGUAAUCUCUACUUGGUCAUCGGGAACUGGCGGCGCCGGCGUCAUUGGUUCACUAAGUUAUGCCACUCUGCGAGAUCUUGAUGUUAGUCCUCGGGAUACAAUGUUGAUUAUGUUAAUCUUUCCUGCAAUUGAAGCCUUUGCAUUCUGGCUUUUGCUGCGACGUCCUCAAGUCGAUAUUCUGCCAGUUACCACAGUGGAAUCCACAGAGGUGCUUAUAAGGGAUGACAAGCCAUUGGUGGGCUUCAAGGAGAAAUUCUUCUACAUCAAACAUUUGUUGAAAUACAUGCUUCCAUUGUGUUUGGUUUACUUCUUUGAGUAUUUCAUUAAUCAGGGCUUGUUCGAGUUGGUUUACUUCGAGGACAUAUUCCUUAGCAAGGAGUCACAAUAUCGCUGGCUCAAUGUUGACUAUCAAAUUGGUGUUUUCAUCUCCCGUUCUUCGGUUAACAUCUUCCAGCUGAAUAGGAUCUGGCUAAUGUCCGUCUUUCAGUUCAUCAAUGUUGUAUAUUUCCUCACUGAGGUCAUAUGGUGGUACACGCCCAGCAUUUGGAUUGUCUUUGCCAUCGUAUUGUGGGAGGGUCUAUUGGGCGGUGGUGCCUACGUGAACACCUUCUAUCGCAUGUCCAAGGAAAUAACGCCAGAUCGACAGCAGUUUGCCAUGGCAAUGGUGGUCCAAUCGGAUUCCUAUGGCAUAGCUCUGGCCGGCUUUUUGGCCAUACCCGUACAUAAUGCCAUUUGCGGCCUGCCCGCAGCAGUAAGGAAUGUCGCCUGGUAGUGAUCGCGGAUCAACUAGAAAUUAGUAAUGAUGCCUUUAAAGUAUGAACUAGAUAAGCUAUCUCUGCGUGUGUGAAUUUUUUUUUUUGUAAGCCCUUGGAGUGGAUAAUUAUCUGCAAUGUUUGUAUCUAUGUCUGUUUCUGUAUAUAUAGUAAUUUUAAAAACCAAUGUUAAAUUAAUAUUAAGCUUAUAAACAAGCCGAAUUUCAAUAUUAGAAUUCGCAAAUUACAAAAAGA
This is a messenger RNA of Drosophila willistoni, 1650 nucleotides long. It is a transcript of the gene Cln3, whose product is annotated as battenin. The record is from RefSeq and is a predicted model, not a curated record. Gene Ontology annotation, biological process: lysosome organization; regulation of intracellular pH. The coding region runs from base 144 to 1415 and encodes 423 amino acids. The transcript is spliced from 6 exons. Gene Ontology annotation, cellular component: lysosome; membrane. Lineage: Eukaryota; Metazoa; Arthropoda; Insecta; Diptera; Drosophilidae.